CAAACUUAACCAAAAAUUCUAGAAGCAUCUUAUUUUUUGCAGAAAAGUCCUCCUCUUGAACCUUCUAGGGUUUUGUUAUCCUCUUCUUACCUACUCUCCUCCAUAUUUCCAUCAAUCUACUCCAGUUGAGAAGAAGAAAAAACUUAUCCAAAUUCAGAAAAAAAAUGGCGUCCACUCAGCUAACAGCAUCCUCUAUCUCUGGCAAUGGUUUUGCAUCCUUUGAAGGGCUCAGGUCCACUUGCAUUGUAAAGACCGUAUCUUUUGCCCCUUUGAAGCACAACAACAGCAGGUCUUUUAGUCGUCUUGUUGUCAAGGCGGCCACCACCGUAGCUCCUAAGUACACUACACUUAAGCCUUUGGGCGACAGAGUCUUGGUGAAGAUUAAAACUGCAGAGGAGAAGACUGUUGGUGGUAUCCUACUUCCAGUAACAGCCCAGUCGAAACCUAAUGGAGGUGAGGUGGUUGCUGUUGGGGAGGGUCAUUCAGCUGGCAAAAUCAAAGUGGACAUUAGUGUGAAGACUGGUGCCCAAGUCAUCUACUCGAAGUACGCGGGAACUGAGGUGGAGUUUGAUGGAUCAAAGCACCUCAUUCUGAAAGAGGAUGAUAUUGUUGGUAUUCUUGAGACAGAUGAUGUCAAGGAUCUGCAGCCAUUAAAUGACAGAGUCCUAAUCAAGGUUGCCGAAGCUGAAGAAAAAACCGCUGGAGGUUUACUGUUGACUGAGGCAGCCAAGGAGAAGCCUUCAAUUGGCACGAUUAUAGCUGUCGGGCCUGGUCCUCUUGAUGAAGAAGGGAACAGGAAACCACUUUCAGUAUCCCCAGGAAAUACAGUUCUCUAUUCCAAAUAUGCCGGCAGUGAAUUCAAAGGUGCUGAUGGAUCUGAUUAUAUUACACUCAGGGUGUCUGAUGUAAUGGCUGUGCUAUCUUAGUGGGGCUAUUGAGUUAUUCCGUGCCAAAAUUUUCAGCAGAGAUCUAGGAAGGAGGAAGCUGCAUCCAACUUUCGAGUGAGGAGUAAUACUCUCUGCAAAUUAAUGAUUAAUAUCUCAAGUGUAGAAUCAAUUUUCUGAACUCAUUUCUGUUCUUGAUUUGAGGAAUUAGCCUUUGGGAAUUUUGUAUGUUAAAAGAUUGAAAACUGCAGAAUAUGAGAGAUUAGCAAUAAUAUUUGCAUAAUUCACUUAUUGGAUUGUGUUCAA
Molecule: messenger RNA, 1190 nt
Organism: Solanum pennellii
Lineage: Eukaryota; Viridiplantae; Streptophyta; Magnoliopsida; Solanales; Solanaceae
Product: 20 kDa chaperonin, chloroplastic
Exons: 6
Coding region: 165-926 (253 amino acids)
Biological process (GO): positive regulation of superoxide dismutase activity
Cellular component (GO): chloroplast; mitochondrial matrix
Molecular function (GO): protein folding chaperone; ATP binding; protein-folding chaperone binding
Source: RefSeq, a predicted model, not a curated record